UUAACACGGAUUGUCCGAUCUUCGAGGAACUGUGUCCGAUUGUUGAUAAGGGGAACUAUAUAUGAUGUCGUCGCCAGUUUUACGGCAGAUUUACGAAAUCGAUCGAACUGAUCAAUACCGAAGAUAAUCGUCAAGAUGCGUACCUUCGUUUUUCUCUUCGCCUGUUUAUCGCUGAUUGCCUCUGCAUGGGGUAACAACUUGAUUCUUGGCAUACGUAUGUCUGGUGAUGUUCUUGUGCAAUCUCAACCCAUCUUUAAGCCGCCAGUGCCAGGUGUCAGUCAGACAGUCACGAUUGACGUAACUGCACCACCCAACUACGUAAUCUCAUUCGUCAGUGUAAUCAACUUGAAUUCGAAGGUAAUAAACGUCGUUCCUAUAAAAGGUUAUAUUGGAGAACAGUCGAUCGUCCUGUUGGGCAUUGGAAAACCAGGUUGGCCUCUUCUGAUGGAGGUUAUCGCUUACGCUUUUCCUUCUCGUGACGCGAGCAAUUCCGAACCAACCACUACUGAACCAACCACUACUGAACCAACCACUACUGAGCCAACCACUACUGAGCCAACCACUACUGAGCCAACCACUACUGAAUCAACCACUACUGAACCAACCACUACUGAACCAACCACUACUGAACCAACCACUACUGAACCAACCACUACUGAACCAACCACUACUGAACCAACCACUACUGAACCAACCACUACUGAACCAACCACUACUGAACCAACCACUACUGAACCAACCACUACUGAACCAACCACUACUGAACCAACCACUACUGAACCAACCACUACUGAACCAACCACUACUGAACCAACCACUACUGAACCAACCACUACUGAACCAACCACUACUGAACCAACCACUACUGAACCAACCACUACUGAACCAACCACUACUGAACCAACCACUACUGAACCAACCACUACUGAACCAACCACUACUGAACCAACCACUACUGAACCAACCACUACUGAACCAACCACUACUGAACCAACCACUACUGAACCAACCACUACUGAACCAACCACUACUGAACCAACCACUACUGAACCAACCACUACUGAACCAACCACUACUGAACCAACCACUACUGAACCAACCACUACUGAACCAACCACUACUGAACCAACCACUACUGAACCAACCACUACUGAAUCAACCACUACUGAACCAACCACUACUGAACCAAGCAGCAUUGGAUCUAGCACCACUGGACCAAUCAGCACUGAACCACCCAGCACUGGAUCAAGCAGCGCUGAACCAAGCAGCAUUGGAUCUAGCACCACUGGACCAAUCAGCACUGAACCACCCAGCACUGGAUCAAGCAGCGCUGAACCAAGCAGCAUUGGAUCUAGCACCACUGGACCAAUCAGCACUGAACCACCCAGCACUGGAUCAAGCAGCGCUGAACCAAGCAGCAUUGGAUCUAGCACCACUGGACCAAUCAGCACUGAACCACCCAGCACUGGAUCAAGCAGCGCUGAACCAAGCAGCAUUGGAUCUAGCACCACUGGACCAAUCAGCACUGAGCCACCCACCACUGGAUCAACCACUACUGAACCAACCAGCGCUGAACCAAGCAGCAUUGGAUCUAGCACCACUGGACCAAUCAGCACUGAACCACCCAGCACUGGAUCAAGCAGCAUUAGAUCAACCACUUCCAAAUCAACUCCCCUAUACUCCCCUCCAAAUCACCUAUACUAACCAUAUAAGCAGCGAGCUAUAACACCAAACCAACAAAUAUCUCCACAACUGGACCUACUAUCUAUUUACAUUGGCAUCCUGAUAAAAUAUCUGUACCAAUACUUGGUGCAGUGUGAUGGAAAUGUUCUACAUUGAAUGUAUUGACACGAGACAAUAAGCGGGACAAUGAAAAUUAGCAGUUAGCUGCUACGAUUUUCAAUUUUUUGUUAAUGUGUACAUUUUUCACUUUCGUGUCAGCCAAGUAAUGUUCGUAUUAACGAUCUGAUAAAAGUGUUUAUAUAACAUUUUAAUAUUCUAUUCCCAGCUUUGUAAUUAUUUAAUAAUAAGCCACAUAAUUAUUUAAUUCUGUUAAUUGAUAAAGAUUCCAUAUAUUUAAAUAAAUUACAAUUAAUUAAAUAAAUU
This is a messenger RNA of Bombus impatiens (common eastern bumble bee), 2106 nucleotides long. RefSeq names its product mucin-2-like. The transcript is spliced from 2 exons. Gene Ontology annotation, cellular component: extracellular exosome. The coding region runs from base 136 to 1704 and encodes 522 amino acids. Lineage: Eukaryota; Metazoa; Arthropoda; Insecta; Hymenoptera; Apidae. The record is from RefSeq and is a predicted model, not a curated record.